UCUGUUUACACGGCGUGUGUAGGGUAAUCGUUGUCAAUAUUACAAUCCAGCAUGAUUUUAUCGGUGUUAGACGCUGUUAAUGCGUCGAUAGGUUUUGAGAGACCUAUACGCGAAGGCGAACAAGUGCUACAGGCCGGGUUUGUUGUCGCAAUUGGUAUAAAAGCCAAAAAUGAUGACGAACUACACAUCCAGGCUCUAGUCCUUCGCACUACCGGAGUUACCACCAAAACUCCGUAUGUUAUUGAAAUCUGGGUUGAUUUGUCAAAACCACCUGGCCAGCGUGUUACCAAAGACUCCUCGCCUGAAUGUCAAUGCCCGGCUGGAGCUUCCGAGAAGUGCAAACAUAUUAUUGCAGUGCUUCUGUACCUGUCAAGGGUUGAAGAGUCUGACUUAGAUGACCUAAGUUGCACCGACAUUGAGCAGCAGUGGGGUUCUCUGAAGGCAGCACCCCUUCAGGAAUACGAGGCGAAAAAACUCACCGAGUUGUGCCAUGUGAAAGCGAAGAGGGAUGUAUAUGUUUCUAACAUGCCAGAGGUCACCAAAGAAAUGGAAGAGAGGUGGAAGGAAGCACUGACCAACUGUAAGAAAUUCUCGUGAUUUUUUUUCCAUUUUUUAUACCGUUUUUAUAAUUUACUUUUUGGCACUUUUU
Thrips palmi is the source of this 649-nucleotide messenger RNA. RefSeq lists its product as uncharacterized. The record is from RefSeq and is a predicted model, not a curated record. Gene Ontology annotation, molecular function: zinc ion binding. The transcript has 2 exons. Lineage: Eukaryota; Metazoa; Arthropoda; Insecta; Thysanoptera; Thripidae. Bases 52 to 597 code for a protein of 181 amino acids.